UACCGCCCUUCUAUAAAUAUCCCUCUCAUGAAAAACUAAAAUCCCCAUUAAGCUAACAUUUUCUUCUCCAAAAAAGAAAAAAAAAACAACUUGAUCAAUUGUCUCUUCUAAAGAAAACUUGAAAUCUUUGAUUACAAAAUAAACAAUGAGAACUGGCUAUUUCUCUUCAUCGCGGCCUAGUUCACCUUUACAUUCUUCUACUACUUCUACUUCCAAUUCGCCUUCGCAUCAUACAAGUACUUUUUCUCAAUCUUUGAUGGAGGACACUAUUAACGAUGCUGGAGCAACCAUUAAAAAAUGGGAUCUUGAUACAUCCUCUUCUACUUCUUUCAAUAGAGUCGCUAAUCUAUUCAGAGAUUUUCGCGAAGAAGCACAAAAAUUUCUUGAUGCUGUGAACAACUUGCAACAUGCUAUGCAUUUCGUCAUCAAAGAAAGUUCUAGCUCCGAACUUCUAGUCCAUGCUCAGAAUCUCAUGCAAAUUGCUAUGACGAGACUUCAGAAAGAAAUGUACACUAUCUUAUCUGGAAAUCGUUAUUUCCUAGACUCUGAAACUCUGUCAACUCGAUCCUCCAGACGAUCAACACGAUCCAGUGUUUCUGAUGACGAGGAUCAUGAUGAUGAAAUUAAUGAGACAACCAACGACGAGGUUUCAACUCGAGCAUCUGAGAUUGAGAGGGUUUCUGAACUUGUUAUGGCGAACUUAAAAGCCAUAGCAGAUUGUAUGAUUGGGGCUGGUUAUGGAAAAGAGUGCGUUAAGAUUUACACCCUUAAUCGAAAAUCAGUGAUCGAUGAGACCUUGUAUUAUUUAGGUGUCCAAAAGUUAACCUCUUCACAAAUUCAGAAAAUGGAUUGGGAAAUGCUGGAGAAGAAAACAAAAACCUGGUUAAAUGCUGUGAAAAUAGCAGUGAGUACUCUGCUCCACGGAGAAAAAAUUCUCUGUGAUCAUGUGUUUUCGGCUUCGGACACAAUCAGAGAAACUUGUUUUUCAGAAAUUGCAAAAGAAGGCGCUGUCACUCUCUUUGCAUUUCCAGAAAUGGUAGCAAAGUAUAAGCAAUUAUCUUUGGAAAAAAUGUUCACUGUCCUCGAUCUAUACAACUCAAUCUCCGAGCUGUGGGAUGAAAUCGACUUCAUUUUCACUUCCAGUUCAUUGGCGAUGGUUAAAUCUCAGGCAGUAUCGUCCCUGUUGAAACUGGGCGACGCUUCCCGCCAUAUGCUUUUGGAAUUCGAAUCAGCAAUUCAGAAAGACUCAUCAAAAGCAACGGCAGGAGGUGGCGUCCAUCCUCUAACUCGCUACGUCAUGAAUUACCUUGUUUUUCUCUCCGAUUACAGCGAUGCGUUCGCUGAAAUCAUCGUUGAUUAUCCUCUUUCCGCACAAUUUCCGUUGCCAGAAUCAUACUUUGUAAGUCCAUCUCGGGCAGAUGAUGACUCACCAUCCUCCGCAAUUUCCCUCCGGCUUGCAUGGCUAAUUCUCAUCCUCCUCUGUAAACUUGACGGCAAAGCUCAGCAUUAUAAGGAAGUUUCGUUAUCGUAUUUGUUCUUAGCGAACAACUUAAACUACGUCGUAUUGAAGGUAAACAAAUCGAACCUGAAGCUUCUACUUGGUUCCGAUUGGUUAUCAAAGCAUAUAACAAAGAUCAAACAGUGCAUGUCAAAUUACGAGAGGAUGGGAUGGAACAAAGUGCUGACGUCAUUACAAGGAAAUUCAAUGGUGGAGAUGUCUUUGCCGGAAGCAAGAGAAUGGUUUAUCAAAUUCAAUUCGGGUUUUGAAGAAGCAUACCGAAUGCAAAGUUCAUGGGCUAUACCCGACCCGAAAUUACGAGAUGAAGUUAAGAUAUCAUUGGCUAAAAAGAUUAUUUCGGGUUAUCGGAUAUUUUACAAAAAGUAUAGGGAAUCAAUGAGAAGUGGUGGAGCUAAGUCAGUUGUCAGAUUUGCCCCUGAUGAUUUGCAAAAUUACUUGUCGCAUUUAUUUUAUGGUGCUGGAUUUUCGGAGCAUGGAACGACGUCGUAUAACUCAUCUUUGCCAUCAUCGUUAACUUCAACAUCAUCAUCUCCGUCACACGAUCGUUAGGAAUUAACGGAAGAUAUUGUCUAUAAGCAAUAGCAACAUAUUUGUUAUUAAUUAUAGUGAGCAUUGGACAUGGAGUUAACGAAUUCCAACAGAAAUUGGGAAAAGGUCACACCACUCCAGCUUCAAUAAUAAAAGGAGUUAAAUACGAAUGAAUGGAGUUAAAUUCAAAUGGUCCCUACUGUUUGAUUAUUCUUACAAGUAGAUCUUUAAGAGAGGGUACUAUGCUUUAUUCCUACUUUCUCCAUCCAAUUUUACUCAUCCCAAAUUUUUUAAUUUAUUGUCUCAUUUUACUUGUCCUUUUUUACUUAUCAAGACAAGAUGAUUUUUUUUUCAUUAUACCCUUAAUGUAAUUAAUUACUCCUUAUUAUUAACAUUCUUGAAAAAUGUUGCAAAGAUGAGUAUCAUUAAGAGUACACCAUUAAGAAUAUAAAUGGUUAUUUGGUAUU
Molecule: messenger RNA, 2514 nt
Organism: Capsicum annuum
Lineage: Eukaryota; Viridiplantae; Streptophyta; Magnoliopsida; Solanales; Solanaceae
Product: exocyst complex component EXO70H1
Exons: 2
Coding region: 146-2068 (640 amino acids)
Biological process (GO): exocytosis
Cellular component (GO): exocyst
Molecular function (GO): phosphatidylinositol-4,5-bisphosphate binding
Source: RefSeq, a predicted model, not a curated record